Messenger RNA from Python bivittatus (Burmese python), 10437 nucleotides. It is a transcript of the gene HDX, whose product is annotated as highly divergent homeobox. Gene Ontology annotation, biological process: regulation of transcription by RNA polymerase II. The record is from RefSeq and is a predicted model, not a curated record. Lineage: Eukaryota; Metazoa; Chordata; Lepidosauria; Squamata; Pythonidae. Gene Ontology annotation, molecular function: RNA polymerase II cis-regulatory region sequence-specific DNA binding; DNA-binding transcription factor activity, RNA polymerase II-specific.
UGGUGGUUGUGGGGUGUAUAUAUGGUCCCAAUUUAUUUGCUUGCUAUCUUUCUGUCUACCUAGUUUGGGGUACAAUAUGGGACCAACUAACAGAUUUGUCCAAUUUACUGAAGAAUUCAAAAGUGGGUAAUAGACUAAUAAUAGACUUGUAGAAGGGUUCAUACCUGGAACUUAACCAUGUUGGUUGCAAGCAGCAUUUUUUCUGUUAGCUUUCAUAUCCUGAACUUACUAUGUAGGCUUAUACCAGUUACUUAGUUUGAUAUAAUUUUCCUCAUUGUUUUUCUGUUCAUGUCUUCCCCAAAUAAAUGCAGACAGUAGAGUAAUAUGUUUAUGGGGAAAGCAUGGUAUGGCCAGCAUCAAUUUCUAUUGACUUUAGGUGGCAGUCUUCCAUUAAAAGUUAGCUUAUAGAAAUUUCUGGGGACAGAUAUAUGGAAUCACUUACUGUUCCAGAACUAGUAUUUGUACCUUCUUUGCAACUUGCCAGCAAGGAACAAAAUGUGUAUUUCUCAAAAUACAGUAUGACCAUGAGUGGUUCUGAUUGGCUGCAUUGCGUUGACUAUUUGUGUCUUCCUUGGAUUGUCCUUUAUGGCAUUAGUACGAGAAGCGUACCUACUCCACCCUAGAGCUAUUCAUCCUGUGGUUUGAUGAAUCUGCGUUCUGUAUUUACUGCAGAACAACAGAGGAUAUUGCAGCGUUACUAUGAAAAUGGAAUGACAAAUCAGAGUAAAAAUUGCUUUCAGCUCAUAUUACAGUGUGCACAAGAAACUAAGCUGGACUUCAGUGUAGUCAGGACGUGGGUUGGCAACAAAAGAAGGAAGAUGAGCAGUAAAAACGUGGUGGAUUCUGGAGGAAGCCCGUCAACAACUGCCACCAGCACUCUGGCUAUGCCUCCAGAAGUGGCCGUUCAAAACGUGGUUAGCAUAGCCCGUUCCCAGAGCCAGCAGUCAUCGUGGACAUCCUCGAAUAAUGACGUCAUAGUAACUGGUAUAUAUAAUCCAGCGACUUCAUCUGGCAGACUGGUAUCCAGUAAACAGACUAACUCCUUGAUGAGCGACAUGCAUAAGAAUUCUCUUUCAAGGCCGGCUGGGAAAAGUGAUCCUGAUUUCCAGCGGCAGCACAUUGCUGUGACCCGGCAAGCACCCCAUUGUAAAAAUGCUUCGCUUUUCCUGGGAGAGAAAACUAUUAUCCUCUCGAGGCAGACAAGCGUGCUGAAUUCAGGAAAUUCUAUUUACAAUCACACGAAGAAAAGCUACGGUGGUUCUUCGGUUCAGACGGCGGAAUUGGUGUUACCUCAAAAGCCCGUGUUGUGUCACCGGCCCUACAAAAUGGACCAGGUGGGGUGCCAAAGGUUGCAGAAGCCGGAGCACCCCAUCCUCGCUUCAUCCGUGCCAUCUGGACAGAGGUCGAACAUCAGAGAUCCUGCCUGCAGUACCCACAAUUUGGAAAUCCGAGAGGUUUUUUCUUUGGCUGUGACCGAUCAGUCCCUGGGAGGAAGCCGAGAGAAGUCCCUGGCAUCUUCAGGAGAAGGCAGUUGCCUGUCUAUUGCAAUGGAAACUGGGGAUGUGGACGACGAAUAUGCUAGAGAGGAAGAGUUGGCGUCAAUGGGUGCCCAGAUACAGAAUUACUCUAGGUUAAGUGGUGCAUCCCUCAGAGUUGAGAAUGCAGGAUCAGGUUUUUCUGGGUCAGGCAGAAGUGUCAGUUGCAGUUCACACAUGCUGAAUGCAAGGAACUUGCAUGACAAUAUCCUGUAUCAUAAUAGAGACUACCGCUUGCCUCCACGGACUUCGUUGCAUAGCACAUCCAGUACACUAUAUAGCAGUUCUUACCCAUCAAGAAGUAAUAUUUCUUCUCAUUUUGCAGCAUCCAAUCAACUAAGGCUAUCUCAAAACCAAAAUAAUUAUCAGAUUUCAGGAAACCUUACUGUGCCUUGGAUUACUGGGUGUUCCAGGAAAAGAGCAUUACAGGACCGUACACAAUUCAGUGACCGAGAUUUAGCUACCCUUAAGAAAUAUUGGGAUAAAGGUAUGACCAGUCUUGGAUCGGUUUGCAGAGAGAAAAUCGAAGCAGUUGCGGCAGAGUUAAAUGUUGACUGUGAAAUAGUGAGGACUUGGAUUGGAAAUCGGAGACGAAAGUAUCGUCUAAUGGGAAUUGAAGUCCCUCCUCCUCGAGGCGGCCCUGCUGUUUUUUCGAGUCAGUCUGAUUCCAGUGAUAAAUCAGUACCCAUUCCAGGAGAUGACACUCUGACUGAUAUAGGAGAUGAUAACGACAGGAAUGAUGAAGUAUCCAUCUGCUUAUCAGAAGGAAGCUCCCAAGAAGAACACAAUGAAGUUCUUCCAAGUGAAGACAUUGGUCACAAAGAAGAGGACCACACUACUGUAUCUUCAGAUAACGUGAAAAUAGAAAUAAUAGAUGAUGAAGAAAGCGAUAUGAUCAGUAAUUCUGAAGUGGAUCAAAUGAGCUCUCUUCUGGACUACAAAAAUGAGGAAGUAAGGUUUGUUGAAAGUGAACUGGAGCAUCAAAAACAGAAAUAUUUUGAACUUCAGGCUUUCACAAGAAGCUUGAUACUUGCCGUCAAAACAGAUGAUAAAGAACAGCAGCAGGCACUUCUAGCAGAUUUACCUCCAGAAUUGGAAGAGAUGGAUUUCAAUCAUACAUCUCCAGAACCUGAUGAUACCUCAUUCAGCUUGUCAUCUUCAUCAGAAAAAAAUGCCUUGGACAGUUUGUGAUCUUUUGACAAAAGAAACAACACAGUAUAGUUUGUCUAAUGUGUAUGUUUUGAACCAAUUACAUUUUGUUAACCAAUAUCCUUAAAUAUGAAGGAAGAAGUAGGGUGGGAAGGCAGGCAAGCCAAUUGUAUAUUGAGUGCAUUUUGAUAGUAUCUACAAAUUCAGAGUUUUGUUGCUGACAAAUGUGAAAGCUACUUGAAAGCUGUUUCUAGCAGCUAUAUCUUGAUGAUGGUACCUUCAUAAUAACAUGAACUUGAUAAUAAACCCCUGACCUAAUGAAGGCACCAAGAAUGGAAGAAUAAUAGUCAGUUAUGUUAAUAAUUCAACAGUCCUUCCUAAUGUUAUCUGUCAGUCCUACAGUGUGAUAUUUUGCCUUUUCUUGUUCUUUUCUCCUUCUCAGGUAGGUGAACUGAUCACUGGAAAUUAUGGGUUUCAAGAGAUCAGUGGGGAUAAUUUGGGCCUUCAUUCAAAUGAUGAUCAUUCUAACCAGGGAUCAAACAAAGAAGUAUUGGUCUUUUUCUUUUUCUGUAUAUAGCAGCAAAUCAUUGUAACUUCUCUUCAUCUUCGAUUGAUGAAAUAUCCUGGAAUAUUUUCAUUACCGAAAAAGCAAAUCUAUUUAUCUUAGCUCUAAUAAAUUAUUUUGUGUAUAUCAGCAGAUGGAAAUUCCAAACAAAAAACAAAACAGUUGACUUUUAUAAAUGCACAGUUUAGAAAAACAAUUUCCAGUAGCACAGCAUUCCCCUUUAGUAGUUCCCCCAUGGGGGGGGGGAUGGGCGGUUGAAAAAUUUAAUAAAUAAAUAAAUUUUAAAACUGUAGAGAUUGGUGAUACUAAUCCUAGGAAAGCUACAAAGAUCCAGUAUAUACCCAUGUUUGAAGGUCUGGUAGAUGCUUGUGGCUUACUUACAAGCUAGUGGUCCAUGAGCAAGCCUCAUAUAAAAGUUUCAUGGAAAUAUAAAAAGUUUUGUAAUUUAAAUUUCCCCUCCAAGUGUGUUUGGUGGAAAUAGUGACUCAAGAGAAAGAAAAACUUCAUGGGUGGUGUGAGAAAUUUUGAUGAAAAUUCCCCCCAAGGGGAAUUACUUCUGGAAUUGUAAUGUGGAACAGCUGCUUAGUCCAUAUACCUGUUAAGAUAAUUUUUUAAAAAACAAACUAAUCGGCUAGCAAUCAAACACUAAUUUAUGAAUUAGCUCUGAAUAGGAUUUAGCAAACGUACAAUACAUUUAUGCAUCCUGGCUUAAAAGUUACUUUGACUUGUUAGGCAAUAAGUGGGCCAUGUAGACCUGAACUCAGUGACAAAUACACUGGAGUUAUCCAUCUUCGCUGUGUGCAUCAAAAUCCUGCUCAGAAUAACGUCUCAGAGUCCAGUGCAUAAUUUGACCAUUGUCCUCUUUUUCAACUACUGCUAGCAACAGAGUCUGUUUUAAUCUUAAACAUUUUUAGAAUUUUGAUCUAAAGUUAUGUAUGUUGUGUCUUAAAUAGGAUAAUGAAAAUGUUACUUACCAAUUUGUAUGCUUUGUUCUUUGGGAUAGUAUUUCACUGAUUGAUUAGGUGCUUGUCAAGUCCAUGUUGACUCUUAGCGACCACAUAGGUAGACUUUCUCCAGGAUGAUUUGUCCUCAGUGUGGCCUUUAAGGUCUCUCAGUGCUGCCUUCAUGAAAAUGUGAGAUAAAUAAGAGAUGCUAUUGAUGCUCCAUAGCACAGACAUAGAAGGCACAGUCUUUACAUUUUAUGGAAAUGUUGGUAAGCAAACUGCUAUGUAAGAAAUUUGUCCUCCCUCUUCUAAAGUCCCCUUGUGUGUUAUUUUUAAAUUCCAAUUCAUAGCUUCUUCACCAUAGCCAUCACUGCCUCCCUGCCCUCUUCAUUCGUUUCCAUUUUAUCUCUCUGCUUUCCUCCUCGUUGCUGUCUCAGAAAGAAAAGCACAGGAGAAGCAGGAUUGCAACUCCCCUUAGCCUAAGAAGAUCUCUGUAAUGGUCACCAGGGAAGGGAUUUGCAAUUUCACAUCUUGCAGAGGAGGAAUCAAUGUUUGUCCCUGUCUGUUUGCACCUCCGUGUAGAAGCGAAUGUACUUGGCUUUCAGCAAUGAUGUACAUACUCUCGAGUGAAAAUGAAAAGGGGGUGGGAUUGGGUACCGUUCUGCAUCUGAGAAAUCAAAAUCUUAUGCCAAAGAAGGCUGUAUUCUUUUGGCCCAUAUAAAUUAUGCAAAUUUAUUUUACAUAGGUUAAUUAUGGCUUCCUUUUCCUUAAUAUUACUCUGGUUUGCUUUCUGGAGAGGGGUCAGGAGGACACUGAUGUUCUUUACCUCCAAAUACUAGAAGGCUCCUGAAGCCACACCUCUAGCUUCUGAGUUUUCAGCAAGCAUUCCCUCAACAUUUUUAUAGCACAAGUUAGCAGCAAUAAAACUAAAUAAUAAACACGUUAGGUUCUCAAGAAGCUGUUCUGCGCUCACUGCCAUGUUGAUCAUUACGUCUGCAUUAUGUGGCAUGGUGACACGUGUUUAGGAGUCAUGAAAGUUAGCUUGAAGUAUGACUGUAGUAAGCGUCAACAUUAGAUGCAUUUUUUUUUUUAAACCUGAAUGUAAAAGGUAGGAAGCAGGCUGAGGCAAUGCAUGUUAAAGCCGUCAUAAUAGUUGGAGGAAGAAGGUUGUGGUGGGGAGCAUAAAAGAUGACCAGGGAAAGGUCUGUACAGAUCUGAAUUGCACUGCGACUUAUGUUUAGGGUAAGCGCCUGUUGUUCCACAUGCCAUUUCAGUCUGUAUUUGCUUAACUAAAUGCACUGCAACCAAUGGACAUUGUGGGGAGAGGGGGUAUAAUAAAGACCACCAUGAUUAUCCAGGCCAGUGUUUCUCAACUUUGGCCCCUUGAAGAUGUCUGGCUGGGGAAUUCUGGGACUUGAAGUCCAGACAUCUUCAAGGGGCCAUGGUUGAGAAACACUGAUCUAGGUACUUCUCAUUUUUGCUUUCUAAUGCAUAGUCAGCAGCAAUCCAGACAUCAUAUAAAUAUGGGUUUCAGUGGAAAUGCAAGGUGAGCAGAGUUUUGAAAGAACUGAAAAGCUAUUUCAUACGAAAGUUUGCUUUUUUUGUAUUUAGCUACCUCGGAUGUAGAUGCCCAGAUUCCUAAGCUAUAAAGAUGCCUUUCAGCUUUGCAGCUAUACCAGAAGUUCAGUGGAAGGCUUGUGUACUGUUCAGGCAAAUCUUUUGUGAACUGGAAAAUGUCAUUCUUCUAUCAGUAAUUUGUGUAGCACUUUGGUUGUGUAUCUAUCCAUCUGCCUAGCUCAACAUCGAGUCACUAAUUUUGACUUUGAAAGGCAUGACACAGCUAGUUAUUCCCUGGCCUCCAGUGUGAUCUAAAUAUAACUCUGCAAAUUAUAAAUAUAAACUUUUUUUUGGCUUGGGUUCUUUUAAGCUUGUGCAUCAUUUGAUGCUGAAUGUAUGAUCUGACUCUGCAAUGAAAAUAUUUGUUUUUGAAAAUCGGUUUGUUUGAGAAUAUGACAUGUCUUGUUGAGCUGUGAUGGCUCACUGAUGCGGAACUUCAUCUGAUGCUAAGACUCAUCGGAUGAUGAGAAUAUGCAUUUUAUUUAUUAUCUGUAUUAAAAUAAUUUCUAGGACAUCCUUCAAAACCUCCUCACCACAAUUUAUAAUAAAACAGCUGAACACAUAUGUUUGAAUUAGCUCGCCCAUAUCCACUGAAACUGUAGCCUUUAUUCUUUUCAAAUCCAAGAACUGCUUUUUUAACCAGAAGCUUCUGUAAGGACCCAUUUUUAACUUUAUAAUCUUUCAUACUCAUUGUUUCUCUCCCUCUCUCAAGCCUCACGAGUUUAGGGAGAUACGGCUCAUAUACCUUUUAACAAUUGCACUGAAUGGAGAUACAUUUAAUAGAAUCAGAUUCUUCUGUGCUAAUACAAGAGGCCUGCUUCUUUUUCCUCCCGUCACCCUCUCCCUGUCCUCCUUUCCUUCCUUUUUUUUUUUUUUAAAAAAAGACAAAAACAACAAAAGAACAGUUGGUAAUACCUCUGCUGCAAUCCGUUCUUGGUCCAUGAUUCACCAGGUUGAGGAUUAAAACACUAAGGUAUAAUGUCCAUCUUGUGUAUGGGUGAACACUCCAUUGAUCAAGAUAUUUUAACACAGGUAGUAUUUUCAGGAAAAGGGUUGAAACUCUAGUCGCUCUCUGAGUGAGAUGAGCAGUGACUAAAUUUGAGAUUUGAAACACUGAAACUGUAUUUGGGGACAGACUCCAUUACUUACCCUUUUUUUGUAGCAUAAAUUCUGAUGUUCUCUUUUCAUUGGAAGAUAGAUCCCCAUCUUGGUCGCCAGGUGGUAUCAAAAGUCAACCUUAGAUCAGAUUAAGUGCUAUUUUAUUUUUUUUAAAAAACUCUGGGAUGUUAUAGACAAAGAGCUUAAGCACAAUAACAUCUGGAAUAUGAAAUAUUUUACUGAAUUAUUUAAUUUACGCAGUACUUAAAACACACACAUAUACACACAUUUUACAGGCUACCUCUGCGAGAUGACUCAACCUUGGAUGUGCCCUAGACUAUAAUGUGACUUCUUGGUGUAUCUAAUAAUUUCCGGCCACUUGAUGUUUCCAGGUUCAGGAAGCGGGGAUGGGUUAUUUUGUCCUGAAUAUUGUCACCUUUGGGUAGGUUGGUUAGUUGGCUCUUUUGGCUAACCUAAUGUUAGCAAUAUGAAAGUAAUGGAUGGUUAUAUGCAUGGGAAGUUGGAAAGAAGCUUGUGGCAAAGCACUUCUGUAGUGUUGCCAAGUAAACAUGGCAACAUGUCCAUGGAGCUCCCAGCUUAGUUCCAAAGAAAGUUGAUGUGUCCUUUGACAGGCAGCUGUGUCUGCAUAUGCAUGUGAAAGACCUUGUGAAAGGGAAAUACACUGUACAAUAAAGGUACUGGGGAAAAUUUCUUCAAGAUGUCCAUUGAAAUGAAUGGGAGUCAUUGAGGUUCCCCACAGGAAUGUGCCUUAAUUGGAUUCUAAUCACUGGAUCAGUUUCAGAAUUGGGCCUACCUUUGAAUUGCCCAGCUAUGACCUUAUACCAGGCGCUUCUCCAUUGCGGAUGCCGGUUGCUUUGGCAAAUAAGUUUAAAACUGGUCCCUUUUAGUCAUCUUAUAGCAGAUACUUCAACUGGAAGUGUCUUCCUGCCACUUCUAUUCCUGGCUUUGAUAGUUGGCUUCACUUAUCUCUUGGGUCCUGACUGGCCCAUCCCCAACACUAGCUAUCUCUUAUCAACAUUCCUAAAAACAUCCCUUUUUAACCGAAGGGGCGAAAGACGUUUGAAACAUUCAGUGUGGUUCUACAGAAAUUCACAUCGUACUUUAUGCAGUCUGUCUACCCAGCCUGCUCUUUGGGGAAUGGUUUGGAACUUUUUUCCCCUUGUUAGGGACAACAUGCUUAAUAUUGUAGUAAUUGACUAAAACAAUUAAAAACAUAUUUUAAUAGUGUUUUCCUUUUCUAAUGACCCUUUUAAUUUCCCAGUAGUAUUUCAUCGGGAAAAAAUAUUCAGGUGGCAAACAGUCUCCAAAAACCAAAUUAAUUCUCCUUUCCUAUCUAAAACACAUGGAGCACAGGAUUCAGGGUAGAUGUUUCCAAAGAGCAUUUACAAAUUGAACACAUUGAUAGAAUUUCCUAGAAAAAAACAGGAAAAGGGCUUGCUGUCCCACCGAGAAAGCAUGCGGCUUGGUCCUUUUGCUACCUGUAAUCAUGCUAAGUCUACAUUGUGUUAACCCAGUCACUGUGAUUGACAAAGUGUGGUUUACAGCUUACUGGGUGAACCCAUCACACAUGACGUCUUCAAUUAAAAGGUUGAACAAGCUAUGGCUUAGAAUGACAUAUGAGCUCAGACUUGGAAAUCACAGAUUCAAUUAGAAAAGUGGGCAAUUCAGUUCUUCCUUGACACUGCUGAUCUAGGAACACAAGUCCCUAAGUCAUGCUGGUUUUAGUGGAUAUUGCAAACAUGGCUUAGAUUGUAUCAGAACAUUGCGCAAUAGGGUUUUUUUUUUUUAAUAUAUAUAUAUAUGUAAGAACUCAAGUUUAAGGUGUUCCAGUGCACAGUGCAUCCAACUUCGUAUUCUUCUACCGUAUAAUAAAAAUGACAGGUUGAGUUUUUAAAGAGAAAGGUGAGAGCGAAAUACGUGUAUAUAAGAUUCCUUGUUCCAUUAGCAGAGUGCUGGGAAUCGGGCACCUAAACAGAUAAUAAAAACUAUUUCUCUUGCACAGCGUACCACAGAAGACCUGCUCAAAAAGCUUUGGGUAGCUGGAGGAGCGGCAAUUUGCAAUUUGGUGCAUUUUCCAGCUAUUAAACCUGCUUUCAGUAGCAGAGAGAGAGAGAGAUAUGAAGAGGAUUUUUGUCCUCUGCUCCUUUUGCCUUGCUACAGUGCUCCUUGGUCAAAGGAUCUAGAAUUCACCUUCUGCUGGUCAAUGCGUGGAAAGAGUGAAGCAUGUAAUAGAGAAAAUGUUUUGAGUGGUCCAAUAUCCAAAAGCAAACCUUUCAGCAGGAGUAUCGGUUCUAGGUUCUGUAAUUCCAAAGCAAGAUAAAUGCAAAAAAAGAAAGUUUUGGAUCAAACAUGAAUACACUGUAAAAGUUCGUUGUGAAUUAUAAGCUGGCAGCUCCAUAAAUGAUGCUAAAAUUGAACUGCCCAUCUGACCUCAGAUGAAGCCUCUCCUUAGAAAGUUCUCUGCUCUGGGGGAUGGUAACACAUGAUUUAAAUUUUUGUUGAAGCUUUGGAAAAUUUGAGUAUCUUGUUUUUGUUUGUUUGUUUGUUUGUUUGUUUUUUUAAAAUGUAAGCUGGUUUACUAAAAUGUGCCACUGAAGUUGAAGUAAUUAACAUAAUGUCCGUUAGGCCAACUUGAGUGAGUUUUGUAAAUUUAGUGUGAUUUAAAGCUGAAUUUCUCUGUGAAACUCAGUAUUUAUACUGCAAAUUUACAAUAUGUAAAUGGUAUGUGUAGCAAGAAGUCUAUGACAGAUAUUUAACUUGAGUACCUCCAUUGUAACCCAGGAUAAACAAUCUUGGUUUAUUGGGAAAAGGGAUUCCACCCAUUUGUACUGAUCUUAUUUCUAUGUGUGUGUGUGUAUGUGUAUGUGUGUGUGUAUAUAUUAUACACACGUACACACAUACGUACACAUAUAGCAUAUUUAUAAUCUUGUAUUAUCAAAAUCCAGAACACACAAAAGGUUAUUCAUAAGAAACCUAUUCAGCUAUUUUUAUAUGAACUGUUGGUCUCUGCCUUAACUUUUUUUGUGAAAAUUUUGUGCCAUAGGAUUUUUAACUUAUCAACAGAUAGCUUGAGAAGUUUGGUUUGAAAAAAUAAAAUGUGAAUAUUGGAUUUGGGCUAAUGGAUACUUUCAGAGUUUCCUGUCUUCAUUAAGGGUUCUGCAGAUAAGCAUCUUGUAUAGUUACAUCUAUUUCUUUUCUUACCCCAUUGGUCCCACCUGCUUUCCCCCCCCCUUUUUUUUUAGGGGAGGGAUGGGGCGUGGGGGGGAAGAUUGCAUCCACACUGAAAUGCAUGCUCUUAAUUUCAGGAAUUGUCAUUUUGUUUUCUGAGUAUGCCAGUUAUAGUUUGACAGACCCUUAAUAAACUGAGUUCUUUAUUACAACACUGUAAUUGUUAGGUCAACUUGGUUAGAAUGAAGGGCUACCUUCCUUUCCUAUCUUUGUCUACUGCAUUCAAGGAUAUUUUUCUACAUCUGCCAGAUCUGAAAGACUGGAAAAAUUCAAUAAAGGA